Messenger RNA from Bubalus bubalis (water buffalo), 2437 nucleotides. Its product is annotated as zinc finger protein 160. Gene Ontology annotation, molecular function: DNA-binding transcription repressor activity, RNA polymerase II-specific. Lineage: Eukaryota; Metazoa; Chordata; Mammalia; Artiodactyla; Bovidae. Gene Ontology annotation, biological process: negative regulation of transcription by RNA polymerase II. The coding region runs from base 278 to 1810 and encodes 510 amino acids. The transcript has 5 exons. The record is from RefSeq and is a predicted model, not a curated record.
GCCCCUCCCACGAACUCUGCGCACAGCGGGUGCUCGCCCCGCCCCUGGUCGGAAGCCGAGGCUCUAAUACCAAAAGCCCUUUCACACAGACCCGGAAGUUGGAGAGCCCGGAGCCGAGAUCCCCGAGGGGCGCCUAAGCUUCCUUCUAGAAUUCAUUCCUUGCCUGAGUGCUUUCUUCCCUUCAUGUCGUACAUUUGAAAUUUUCUUUGACCUCUGAAGACUUACGUUGCCUGAGGAAGCUCUGAAGUUAAGGAAGAGGAAAGAAAAGGAGUGAGGCAUGGCUCUUUCUCAGGAACGACUGACCUGUGAGGAUGUGGCCAUUGAAUUCACUCAGGAGGAGUGGGAAUUCCUGGACCCUGCUCAGAGGGCCUUGUACUGGGACGUGAUGCUGGAGACCUGCAGGAACCUGGUAUCUGUGGAUAUCUCUCCUACACAUGUGAUCAAGCAUUUACAACCCAAAGCGACCAGUGAUAAACGAGAAACAUUCCAAACAUUGAUGCUGGGAAGACCUGAAAGCUGUGAAAUUGAAUGCUUUCAUCUUUGGGAAAGUCAGGAAAAUAUGUGUGACUUUGUGUGUCAGGGGAGAGAUGACAAAAGAAAUUACAAAGGAACACCUGUAAGCCUUAAUGGAAAUGUGCCUGAUGGAAGAGAUUCGCAUGAUAUAAAGGAUGCAGGAAUCAAGCCCUUUGGAAACAGGCUUGGAUUUAACUUUCAGGAUAAACUGCAGAUAUUUCAAACUGGCGGGAUAAUUUCUGAAUAUUAUGAAGUUGAGAGGUCUGUCAACAACAGUUUCUCAUUUUCACCACUUCAAAGAACCACUGUUUCUAAUAUAUAUGGGAAUGAUUUCAUGAAUCCUUCAGUAGUAACACAAGACCUCAAAGCACAGAGGGAAAAACCUUACAAAUGUAAUGAGUGUGGGAAAGCCUAUCUUAAGGGCUCAUACCUCAUUAAACAUCAGGCCAUCCAUAUAAGAGAGAAAUCACAUAAAUGUGAAGUAUGUGACAAAUUGUUUGAUCAAAGUUCACAGCUUGCACGUCAUUUGAAAAUUCAUUCUGAAGUGAAAUGUUACAAAUGUAACGAGUGUGGCAAAACCUUUAAUGAUAGCUCCACCCUUGCUAGACAUCAGAUAACCCACUCAGGAGCAAACUUACAUAAAUGUGAUAUAUGUGGUAAAAUCUUUGGUCAGAAUUCAUUCCUUGUAAAUCAUCAGAAUAUCCAUGCAAGAAAGAGAAGUUACCAAUGUAAUGAGUGUGGCAAAACCUUUACUGACAGCUCAAAUCUCAGGAGACAUCAGAAAAUUCAUACAGGAAAGAAAUUAUUUAAAUGUGAUAUAUGUGACAAAGUCUUCAGCCGAAAUGCACACCUUGCUGGUCAUCAGAGGGUUCAUACUGGAGAGAAACCUUACAAAUGUAAUGAGUGUGGCAAGCACUUUAGUCAACCUUCACAGUUCAUAAGUCAUAAGAGAUUUCAUACUGGAGAAAAACCUUACAAAUGUGAUGAGUGUGGCAAGGCCUUUCGUGUAAAGUCAAUCCUUUUAAGUCAUCAGACAGUUCAUACUGGUGAGAAACCUUACAAAUGUGAUGAGUGUGGAAAAGUCUUCGGUCAAAAACCACAUCUUCGACUUCACUGGAGAAUUCAUACUGGAGAGAGACCUUUCAGAUGUGAUGAGUGUGGCAAGUUCUUCAGUCGAAAUUCACACCUUACAAGUCAUCGGAGAAUACAUAUAGAGAAACCUUUCAAAUGUUUCGAGUGUGGAAAAUCCUUUAUUCAGGUCUCAGCACUCACUAAACAUCAGAAAAUCCAUACAUGAGAGAAACUCAUGUGAAUGUGGUAUAUGUUAGAAGUCUACAAAAUUCAAAGUUCAAAAUUUACACCCUACUCUUGGUCAGAGAAUUCACACUACUGAGAAACCAUACAAAUGUCAUGAGUCUGGCAACAUCUUAGGCUUCAUGAGAAAAUUCAUACUGGAUAGAAGCCAGAUAUAUAUGUAUUUAUUAGUCAGGUCUUUAGAACAUGGAUUCAUUCUAGAAAGAUUCCUCACAAAUUCCACAAAUGUUGGGGGGGGGGGGGGGAAACAAACAAACAAACAAAAAACCCUAUCCUCACUGCUCAAGUCUCAACAGUAGUAUCAGAGUAUUUAUCCUGGAGAAAACACACAGCAAUGUAAUGUGUGUGGCGAGGAUCUUACCCAAAAGUCACAAGAUAGGAACAUAGUGGAGCCAUACUUCCCAGAUUCAGUGAUUGUGGCAAAUCCUUUACCUUUUUCACUAUAUUUAGUCUCUGAUGACUUUAGUUCAGGUACUCAGCAAUUGCAGUAAGUUCUUUUCUUGUAAAAGAAACCUGAAUUCUAACUCAGCAAAGAUGAUUCUUUGGGACAGUAGCCCACCAUCUUUUUGGUCUCCUGGCUUUCUGAAUAAAGUCACUAUUCCUUGCCCAA